CAUUAAUUUUUUUUUCGGAUUCGGAAAAGUUUUUUGAGAUUUUGUGAAUUUUUCUUUUCGAAAGUGUUUAAUUUGUGUUUAAUUAUUUAAUUUUUAUUUAAUAUUAUUAAAAAUGACGGUGAACGGAAGUGCGGAUAAUGUUCGAGAGAAAGCCUUGGCUGACUACCGUAAAAAAUUAAUCGAACACAAAGAAGUGGAAAGUCGGCUCAAAGAAAUGCGAGAGCAACUAAAAGACCUCACCAAACAGUACGACAAGUCUGAAAAUGAUUUGAAAGCUUUACAAAGCGUCGGUCAAAUCGUAGGAGAAGUUCUCAAACAACUCACCGAAGAUAAAUUUAUAGUCAAAGCUACGAAUGGACCGAGAUACGUUGUUGGUUGCAGAAGACAACUCGAUAAAACAAAGCUCAAAUCCGGUACUCGUGUGGCUCUUGAUAUGACUACCUUGACUAUUAUGCGUUAUUUACCUCGUGAAGUCGAUCCUUUGGUUUACAAUAUGUCUCACGAAGAUCCUGGUGAAGUCACGUAUUCGGCGAUUGGUGGUCUUAGUGAACAAAUUCGCGAAUUGAGAGAAGUUAUCGAAUUACCUUUAAUGAAUCCGGAGCUUUUUCAACGUGUUGGUAUUACUCCGCCGAAAGGAUGUUUGUUAUAUGGACCUCCUGGAACUGGAAAAACCUUAUUGGCUCGUGCUGUUGCCAGUCAGCUAGAUGCUAAUUUCUUGAAAGUGGUAUCGAGCGCUAUUGUUGAUAAAUAUAUUGGUGAGAGCGCUCGACUAAUUCGAGAAAUGUUCAACUAUGCUAAAGAUCAUCAACCUUGUAUUAUUUUUAUGGAUGAAAUCGACGCUAUCGGUGGUAGAAGAUUUUCCGAAGGAACUUCGGCAGAUCGUGAAAUUCAACGUACGCUGAUGGAACUUCUGAAUCAAAUGGAUGGUUUCGAUUCAUUAGGACAAGUUAAAAUGAUCAUGGCUACUAAUCGACCAGAUACCUUAGAUCCUGCUUUGUUGCGUCCCGGUCGUCUUGAUCGUAAAAUCGAAAUUCCUUUACCAAAUGAGCAAGCUAGAUUAGAAAUUUUGAAAAUUCACGCCAACUCGAUUACCAAACAUGGCGAAAUUGAUUACGAAGCUGUGGUUAAAUUGUCAGAUAAUUUCAACGGUGCUGAUUUACGUAACGUAUGCACGGAAGCUGGUCUUUUCGCCAUUCGAGCCGAAAGAGAAUACGUUCUACAAGAAGAUUUCAUGAAAGCCGUUCGUAAAGUAGCGGACAACAAGAAACUAGAGUCGAAGUUGGAUUAUAAACCAGUCUAAUCGAAAUGAUUUACGUUUGUAUAUAAGGUUAUUAAUACGUGUUUCAAAAAGUUAAUUUUUUUCUCGAUAUUUUAUCUAAGAAAUACAUUAUACAUAUUUUGUACGGUUGUCA
This is a messenger RNA of Planococcus citri (citrus mealybug), 1412 nucleotides long. It is a transcript of the gene Rpt4, whose product is annotated as Regulatory particle triple-A ATPase 4. Gene Ontology annotation, cellular component: proteasome regulatory particle, base subcomplex; cytosolic proteasome complex. Gene Ontology annotation, biological process: positive regulation of RNA polymerase II transcription preinitiation complex assembly. The transcript has 8 exons. The coding region runs from base 113 to 1300 and encodes 395 amino acids. The record is from RefSeq and is a predicted model, not a curated record. Gene Ontology annotation, molecular function: ATP binding; ATP hydrolysis activity; proteasome-activating activity. Lineage: Eukaryota; Metazoa; Arthropoda; Insecta; Hemiptera; Pseudococcidae.